Messenger RNA from Kwoniella shivajii, 3429 nucleotides. RefSeq lists its product as uncharacterized. Gene Ontology annotation, molecular function: protein binding; mRNA binding. The transcript has 11 exons. Lineage: Eukaryota; Fungi; Basidiomycota; Tremellomycetes; Tremellales; Cryptococcaceae. Gene Ontology annotation, biological process: mRNA 3'-end processing. Bases 1 to 3429 code for a protein of 1142 amino acids. Gene Ontology annotation, cellular component: nucleus. The record is from RefSeq and is a predicted model, not a curated record.
AUGUCUGAUCCUAUUAGCGCGUCCGAUCCAUCGGCUAUCGUGGAACAGCUGCAGACUCUCACCGACAACGAAGGUGAUUUAGCAGAUACAGCAUUUGCAGUCAUUGAACAGCAGCAGGAGCAGGAGCAGCAGCAUGUUAUUCAGACUCAGCAUGAAGCCGAAUCAUCUUCCGAGAACCAAAUUCAGUCACAAGCUCAAAUUCAAGAACAGUCAGAAGACGCACAAGAAUUAGAUAAAGCAACAGAUAUCAAUGAAGCUGAAAAUGUCCUGUUAGACAACGCAGAAUCCAUGGAGAAUGUGCUUGAAGAAUCCAUACCAGAUGCACCAAUCCAAUCCUCAAUCCCAAUUUCAGAUCCGAUCAACAUUGAUCCCAGUCUCACUUCCACUUCUAUCGCUACUUUGGAUGACUCCAGUCAUAUCGCCGCAAUCGCAGUACAGCCCGAUGGAAUAGCAGCUGAAGCGAAUCAAUUACUCAAUGCUGUUGAAGCAGAUCUGAAUAAUCCUGUUUUACCCGAAUCUAUGAUUUCACCAGCUCAUGAUGUUAUCACUGAAACAGCUAAUGAAGAAGAUACAAGCAAGAUCAUUGUUGAUAUUGAAGAACCUACUGCUGAGAAUGUGGCGGAGGCUGCUAUGAAUCCCGAGAAUGAUACAAAUAAUAUAAUCAGUCAACAUGGAAAUGAUAUAGAAGGGACAUUGGCACCCUUACCUACUCCUGCCAUCGUAGAUCCAACAGUAAAGACAGAGAUACCUGCCCCAGUAGCAGCUGUCCGUUCAUUAGCACAGGUACCACCGACGGAUCUCAAGCCAAUCCAAUCUGAUAUACCACUCCCAGAAGGCUUGUCGGUAUCUUCUCCAAGUGUAGUGAAUAACAGAGACUUGAUACAAGCAUGGCAAUCAGACUCUAAGAAUCCUACCCUUCUUUUAUCGCUUUUCAACUGGGCCAUGCAAAAGACUGAGAUUGCAGAUGCCAGAGCAUGGUACACGGCUUUAGCAGUUGACAACCCCACCGCAGUUGAACCUCUCCUUGCCCUUAUCAACCUUGAAUUAGCCCUAUCGAAUUUUCCCCAUGUGGAAGGAUUAUUCGCCAAAGCUCUCAAAGGACCUUCAGGAGGCGUCACAGCUGCUGCAGAUGUCAGCAUAUGGAAGGCGUAUCUUCACUACAUUCGACGACAAAAUCCUAUCAUCGAGAGCUCUCCAAAUGCCGAGACCGUUCGGGGAACUAUCACGAAAGCGUACGAAUUCGCGUUGAAGGAAUGUGGAUUUGACAGGGAGAGCGGUGAGAUCUGGGAAGAGUACAUCAAGUUUAGUUCCGAGAGUCCAGCCAAAAAUCAAUGGGAGAUACAAGCUCAACAAGAUACACUUCGAAAACUCUAUCAAAGAGCAGUCUGUAUCCCUUUGAACAAUUUGGAAGCAUUAUGGAAAUCAUAUGAUUCAUUUGAGUCAUCAGUCAAUAAGGCUACGUCAAAGAAAUUCUUGGCAGAGAGAUCACCUGCAUAUAUGACUGCCAGAACAGCUCUGAGAGAAUUAAGAGCCCUGACUGAUCCCUUACCUAAACCAAUCUUACCACCCAUACCAACUUUCAACGAGCUCGAUCGAGCUGCAGUUGCAGGUUGGAAAAGUUAUUUGAAAUGGGAAGAAAGUAAUCCAUUGGUCAUAGAGGAUGAAUCGAUCUUGUCUGCAAGGAUAGGUUACGCAUUAAGAAAAUGUUUAAGUGAAAUGAGGCACUUCCCUGAGCUAUGGCACUACGCAGCAAUAUACUACUCACAGCAGAACAAGAAGGAGGAAGCUACUGAAAUACUGAAAGCCGGAGUUCAAGCCUGUCCCAAGAGCUUCCUACUUACUUUCGCAUUGGCUGAACUUCUUGAAGAACAAUCGCAAAUCCCAGCCACACACGAAUUAUUCCAAAACUUUUUAGCAUCACUCAGUCCCGAGAUCGAUGAAUUGAGAAAGGUCAUCGAAAGGGAAGUUGCUAAUGCGAAAGGACCUGAAAUACCUCCUCCUGCAGGAUUAGGCAACGACAUCACGAUGGACGGAGACGGUAUCUCAGAAUAUCAACGUAUGGUAGAAGAACGUGAAAAUAGGGGGAAACUGGUCGAAGAAAGAAGAGGAAAAGAAGUUGAAGAAUUGAUGAAAGGUGUCAAUGUUGGUUGGAUCAUGUAUAUGAGAUUCGCCAGACGUGUAGAGGGAAUCAAAGGCGCUAGGGCUAUAUUUGGAAAAGCCAGGAAAUCAGCUUAUCUCACAUGGCAUAUAUUCGAGGCGUCAGCUAUGAUGGAGUAUCAUGGAAACAAAGAUCACGGUGUUGCCAUCCGAAUUUUCGAGUUGGGUCUUAAACUCUUCAGCGAAGAGGUAGAAUACGUUAUAAAGUAUUUACAAUUUUUGCUCAGUGUGAACGAUGAUACAAAUGCUCGAGCAUUAUUCGAGAGAUCAGCACUCAAGAUCCCUCCCAGUUCUUCCAGACCGCUAUGGGAUACAUGGGCUCGAUACGAAUACCUUUAUGGCGAUUUAUCAGCAGUACAUAAACUUGAAAGUCGGUUCAUUGAAGUGUUCCCUAACGAUUCACCUCUGAAGAGGUUCGCUCAAAGAUAUACUUAUAAUGGGAUUGAUCAAAUCGCAAUACGUGAUCUUGGAUUUUCAUCAUCUAUUCGAUCAUCCAUCCAACCCAACCAUAUCCAACAAUCUCUGCCUGUACCUAGUGCCUCAACUUCUGCUCAAGGUCAAGCUCAAGGUCAAAUUGGAAUUGGCAACCCUCCUCCUGUACUUGCUCCAACAGGUAUCGCUUCUCCUGGAGGCGGGUAUAAACGAUCCGCACCCGAAUCUCCUCAAAGAGAGAAUCGUAGAGGAUCCAUCGAUAGAUCACCUAAAAGAUAUCGAGGAACUCAUUCACCUCCUCCUCCACCUAGAAGAUAUCCCGAUCGAGAACGAGAAGUUGCACCGCAUCCACCUCAUAGAGAAAGAGAACGAGAUCGGAAUACAAGUGGAAGAUUUAAUCAACCUUCUUCUUCCCUUCCACCUAACGGAAGAGAUAGAUCACCAUUCACAAACACAAACAAUCCGACACAACCUCCAAUCCCUCAAAGAGGAUCAGUACCACCUCCAGGAUAUGGUACACCCAUUGUACCUCCGCCUUCUUCAACAUUGGGUAUACCACCAGCUGCAUUGGAUAGGGAUAGAAGUGGUCUAGGUAAACCAUUGAUUUGGUUCAUAGGUAAUCUACCUACCGCGCGAGCAUUUGAUGGCCCGAUAUUCAGACCUGAUGAUAUCGUGGGGUUAUUCUCUAAUAUAGCUCCUAGCGGAUUAGGUAUACCUGCAUCUGGACCCGGUCCAGGUGGACCACCUAUCCCUCCUCAACCACCUAUGCCAGUGAGAGGAGGUUACCCAGAUGCCGAUAGGAGAUAUGGUGCAUUACCUCCUAGAAAUGGCCGGUAUUAA